Molecule: messenger RNA, 434 nt
Organism: Prorocentrum cordatum
Lineage: Eukaryota; Dinophyceae; Prorocentrales; Prorocentraceae
Source: the annotation of a GenBank genome assembly
AUGGCAGUUGGCAUGUCAGCGAGCACGGUUGGCAUGCACCGGCGCUCUGUCGCGCUCUGCGUGGGCGCCGCAGGCAGAGCGCUCGAGGUGCCGGUCCUCGUCUACCCUGGCCUGGAUGCCAGGGACUGGCAGCGCGAGAGCACGUGCGGCUGGUACAACGUGGACGCCUGCAUGGCAGGCGCCAGGCCGCUGCUGCACCGGCAGGGCGCCCUGCUCGGAGGGGACGGCUUCGCCGCGCCCCCGACGCUGCUCGUGGCGUCGAGGUACGACGAGACCUGCCCGCCGGAGACGAACAGCGACCUCUACGCGAAGGCCCUGGCGGCGGCCGGAGUACCGCACAGAUACCUGCUGGACGACUACGGCAGGCACGGGUUCGCCUUGGACGGGGGCUGGACAGACGCGUGCAUAGACUGGCUGGCGAGCGCCGGCAUCGG